AAUUAUUAUUAAACAAUAGCAAUAAGCAACUCGUGUUGUAGGUUAUCUAGUUAGGUACUUAUCGUAGAUUGUGUUAUUUGCAGUUUACAUAACAUCGCGUUUGUAAUAAUUACUACUGAAUCCUUAUUCAGGAAUACAAACUAUAAAGUAUAUUGUCAUCUUUAUUGAACUAUUCUAAACGUUUCAUUAAAUAUUUUAGUCGUCAAAGUAUUAUACAAUACAAGCAUGUCAAGUCUACCAAAAAUUGUGGUUGUUGGAUCCUGCUGCGUCGAUUUCACUACUUAUGCUCCAAGACUUCCUAACCCUGGAGAAACACUUCAUGGUACAAAAUUUACAACAAGUUUUGGAGGUAAAGGAGCUAAUCAAUGUGUUGCAGCCGCUAAAUUAGGUGGCAAAACUUAUAUGAUAUGCAGAGUGGGGGAUGAUGACUGGGGUGUUAAGUAUAUAGAAAAUCUCAAAAGCUUCGGUAUUGAUGUCACUCACACAAAGACCACAAGAGAUAUUACGACUGGAAUUGCUCAAAUAUCUGUUGCAUCUAAUGGGGAAAAUCAAAUUGUCAUUGUGCCUGGUGCUAAUAAUCACCUUAAUAACUCAGACAUACAAGAUGCUCAAGAAUUAAUAAAAAAUGCUGAUGUUUUAAUUAGUCAACUAGAAACACCUGACGAUACCACUUACCAAGCCUUUAAGCUGUGUAAUGGUAUCAAGCUUUUAAAUGCAGCGCCAAUGAGAACGGAUAUUAAAAGUCUUUUAGAGUUAUGUACAGUGUUGUGUGUAAAUGAGCCUGAAGCUUCUCAGUUAGUAGGUUUCGAAGUAAAUUUAUCAAAUAUUAAAUUAGCCCUGAAGGAAUUAUUAGAUACAGGGUGUAAACUUGCAAUUAUUACUUUGGGCGACAAAGGAGCAGCAUAUUUCAGCAGUGAUGAUAAUCAAUGUAUUCAUAUUCCUUGUGAAAAAGUAAAACCUGUUGACACUACGGGUGCUGGCGAUGCUUUUGUUGGAGCAUUAGCAACUUUUCUUGUAACACAAAAGGAUCGCCCCAUACAUCAAAUAAUUGGUGCUGCGUGUGAUGUUGCCAGUAAAUCUGUUACUAUAGAAGGCACACAGACAAGUUUUCCCAACAAAUAUACCUUUCAUGAAAACUAUAAUUACAUCGUUCUGUAGGUCGUAAAAUUAUGUUAAAAACUUCAUAAUAUAUUAAAAAAUGGGAAAUAAUUGAAAUAAAACUAAAAUCUUA
This is a messenger RNA of Colias croceus (clouded yellow), 1231 nucleotides long. RefSeq names its product ribokinase-like. NCBI's taxonomy places the organism in Eukaryota, Metazoa, Arthropoda, Insecta, Lepidoptera, Pieridae. The transcript has 6 exons. Gene Ontology annotation, biological process: D-ribose metabolic process. Bases 226 to 1158 code for a protein of 310 amino acids. The record is from RefSeq and is a predicted model, not a curated record. Gene Ontology annotation, molecular function: ribokinase activity.